Penicillium crustosum is the source of this 1461-nucleotide messenger RNA. Its product is annotated as cytochrome P450. The transcript has 6 exons. Lineage: Eukaryota; Fungi; Ascomycota; Eurotiomycetes; Eurotiales; Aspergillaceae. Gene Ontology annotation, molecular function: heme binding; oxidoreductase activity, acting on paired donors, with incorporation or reduction of molecular oxygen; monooxygenase activity. The record is from RefSeq and is a predicted model, not a curated record. The coding region runs from base 1 to 1461 and encodes 486 amino acids.
AUGGAGUCUGUCAGCCAUCUUCCCGCAAUUUUAGCCUCCAUUAUUGGAGUAUUGUCUCUCCACUUCAUCUAUAACCGUCUCUCUAGUCCUCUCGCGCGGAUUCCAGGUCCGGCCAUCUCUAAAUGGACUGAUCUUGUUUACAUAUAUUAUUGGUUCGCCGGGAAGGCCCCAAACUAUGUUCAUAGGCUGCAUGAGACUUAUGGUCCAAUCGUUCGAACUGGCCCUAAUAGAGUCGACAUCAGCAGUGUCGAUGCCGUGAAAGAGAUACAUAAGACUAACUCACGCUUCCUCAAAUCCCCUUGGUAUCGCACACUCGUACCAAACAACAUGGAAAGCGUCUUCUCGACCACCGAUCCGAAUUUCCAUUCUACCCGCCGUCGCCUACUGGCAUCACCAAUCUCCGACACCUCACUGCAUCAGCAUGAAGAGUUAAUUACAGGCCGGGUAAAAAUGGCAAUCUGCAGAAUGGUAGAAGAAAUACAGACCCGUGGUGCCACCGACAUAUUUAAGUGGUGGCUGUUCAUGGCCACCGACAUUAUUGGUGAACUUAGCUUUGGGGAAUCUUUUCGGAUGCUAGAGGCUGGCAAGAAAUCUCAAUACAUCUUAGAUCUGGAAGGAGUUUCAGCCCUCCAACCGAUUCGAACAACCUUCCCCAACCUGGUCCUCUUCGGCAAAUAUCUGCCUUUGCCAGCCUUUAAGCGCGCCGCAGCAAUCGGGAAGCGAAUGGGCAUAUAUGCAACCCAGUCCAUCGAGCGAUACAAGAAGAUACUCGCAGAGAAUCCCUCCAACCCGAAGCAGACACUUUUUACCAAGCUAUUCGACACCCAGAAAGGUGGCCUUGCUGAUGACGAAAUCAAGAAAGAGGCUCAGGCGUACAUCGUUGCAGGAAGUGAUACCACUGCCGUUACUUUGACCUACCUUACCGACGCUGUCUGUGGAAACAGACGGAUUCGAGACAAGCUGGUCGCUGAGGUGACAGCAUUGUCUGAGCCGAUCCAUGACAAUGACCUUCGGAAUCUGCCGUAUCUAAACAUGGUUAUCAGCGAGACCCUGCGUAUUUACACGGCUGUUCCUUUUGGUCUCCCUCGUUCUGUGCCUUCAGAAGGAGCUAGUUUCAACGGAUACUUCCUUCCGGGUGGAACGACGGUGUCGACCCAGUCUUAUAGUCUACAUAGGGAUGCUACAAUCUUCCCCGACCCAUACACGUUCAACCCCGAGAGAUGGGAGAACCCGACCAAGGAAAUGAAGGAUAUCUCCAUUCCAUUUGGUGGUGGAUCGCGCAUCUGUAUCGGAUUGCACUUGGCCCGUAUGGAACUUCGCUUGGGAUCAGUCCUCUUUUUCCGAGAAUUCCCCAAUGCCCAACGAUCCGACAAAGAGGAAAUGAGCGCAAAGGAUAUGGAAAUGCAAUCCUUCUUCCUGAUGGCACCAAAGGGGCAUCGCUGUCUAAUUGAAACGGAGUGA